AUGAAAUUGACAGCUGUUAUACUUGCCGGUCUAACCAACCUUGCCGUUGCCUCAGAUCAUCGUGAUCUUAGCGGCGAUGUGUGGGCUUCUUCGUUAACCAAGCGACAGACGUCCUGGGCCAAACGACAGACGACUUGGAAUCCCCCUUCGAACCUUGUCAAGCCCCUCCAAGAGGUAUGGGAUCACGAGUCGUCGACCUACAAUAAUGGGAAUCUCCUAGGAUUUAAGAACUAUGGCUAUGAUAUCAUAAAGGCUUCCGGAGGGAAACUCAACUUCUGCGUCCGUUGGGACUCUAGUGCUACAGUGACCGAGGCCCAACGCACAGCCAUCGCGAGCUCUCUCCAGAAAAACGUCAAGAAAUGGACCGACAAUCUCACUGGGUUCAUGGGUUGGCCAUACGACAAUAUUCCUGUCAAUGUAGUUGGAUGGGCUGCUAAAAACACGAACCUCCUUCAAGGUUCUACCUCCGGCAUCGACGUCUAUACAACGACAGAUUCAGAAGGUGUAGCGGAGUGUGAUCCCCGCUGUGGUCGUAUUUUCCAUCAAGAUAACAACUAUGGCUCCUGUCCGGGAGGAGCUGACCGCCACUAUGACGUGUCUCUUUGGCUCACAGCAGGAAUGGAUGGCGGUGCUGGUGGUGACUGGGGCCAACGUGUUGGGAGCGAGUAUUUCUUGUCUGCUCUCGAUAAUCCGCACAUUUGGCUACAUGAGUUUGGUCACACUAUGGGGCUCGAUGACUUCUACGACUGGACACCUACGGGCCAAACAAACUUCAUCAUGCUCGCUGGAAGCUCUCAGGUUGUUACAGAGUUCGAUAUCUGGAUGAUGAGAGAUUUCUGGCGUCACGUCGCAAACCGGUAG
Messenger RNA from Pseudogymnoascus verrucosus, 861 nucleotides. RefSeq lists its product as uncharacterized. NCBI's taxonomy places the organism in Eukaryota, Fungi, Ascomycota, Leotiomycetes, Thelebolales, Thelebolaceae. The coding region runs from base 1 to 861 and encodes 286 amino acids. The record is from RefSeq and is a predicted model, not a curated record. The transcript is spliced from 3 exons.